Molecule: messenger RNA, 1759 nt
Organism: Lotus japonicus
Lineage: Eukaryota; Viridiplantae; Streptophyta; Magnoliopsida; Fabales; Fabaceae
Product: probable serine/threonine-protein kinase PBL8
Exons: 6
Coding region: 183-1511 (442 amino acids)
Biological process (GO): protein phosphorylation
Molecular function (GO): ATP binding; protein kinase activity
Source: RefSeq, a predicted model, not a curated record
GGAGCGCAUAAUAUUAUAACUAACAAAUCGCCUCCGAAGAAAAAAAAAAGAAUAAUGACAAGACAAAAAAAUCAACCAAACGCAGCGAAGAAUGAAAACCUGUGAUCCUCACCACCACAACCACCACCGCACCACCACCACCUCCUCCGCCGUCAUUUCCCUCCACCACCGCACCUGAAUGAAUGGGCAACUGUGGUACCAGAGAAGAAUCCGCCGUCGUUUCCAAUGCACAAGUUCAGCAGCUUAACCACGCGCCGUCGCUCGGCGCGUGCAGUUCCAGAACGAUAACCGCCACCGGCGGAAGCGGUUUGAGCGAGAAGAAGUACACUCUGAGGCAAACUCUGAGCGAGUCCGCUUCGGAUCUGAGCGAGACUUGCUCGACGCCACGCGCUAACAGCAGUUGCAGCAACAACACGCUCCUCUACACUCACGUCAUCGCGUUCACGCUCUACGAGCUUGAAACCAUUACCAAGAGCUUCCGUGGUGACUAUAUCUUGGGUGAGGGAGGGUUCGGAACUGUUUACAAAGGCUACAUUGACGAGAACGUGAGGGUUGGACUCAAGUCGCUACCUGUUGCGGUUAAGGUUUUGAACAAGGAAGGGCUUCAGGGACAUCGCGAGUGGCUUACGGAGGUGAAUUUCUUGGGGCAACUGAGGCAUCCGAAUCUGGUGAAGUUGAUCGGUUACUGCUGUGAAGAUGAUCAUAGGCUGCUGGUGUAUGAGUUCAUGUUUCGAGGAAGUUUGGAGAAUCACCUAUUCAGAAAGGCAACUGCCCCUUUAACAUGGGCUACAAGAAUGAUGAUUGCUCUUGGAGCAGCCAAAGGACUUGCCUUUCUCCACAAUGCUGAAAGGCCUGUCAUCUAUCGCGACUUCAAAACAUCUAAUAUAUUAUUGGACUCUGACUAUACAGCCAAGCUUUCUGAUUUUGGGCUAGCUAAAGCAGGACCUCAAGGUGAUGAAACCCAUGUAUCCACCAGAGUCAUGGGUACAUAUGGUUAUGCUGCCCCUGAAUAUGUAAUGACUGGUCACCUAACAGCUAGGAGUGAUGUAUAUAGCUUUGGGGUUGUUCUUUUGGAGCUUUUAACGGGAAGGAAAUCGGUCGACAAGACAAGACCCGGGAAGGAACAGAGCUUGGUAGAUUGGGCGCGGCCAAAGCUCAAUGACAAGAGAAAGCUCCUACAAAUAAUUGAUCCUAGAUUGGAGAAUCAGUACUCAGUGAGAGCAGCACAGAAAGCAUGUAGUUUGGCUUACUACUGCUUGAGCCAAAAUCCCAAAGCGAGGCCACUAAUGAGUGAUGUAGUUGAGACUCUGGAACCUCUACAAAGUUCUAGUAUUGGUCCUGGUGAAGUCUCGCUAACAGGAUCAAAUAGUGGCAGUGUGCCUUUUGCUAUGAGCAAAUUCUCUGACUACCGGAUGCGUCACAAGUUUUCGAAUAAUGUUGGCCCGGGCGCUGCUUGUCGGUCUCCGAACCCGAAUUGCUCACCGGGUGCUCCAGCAUGCCGGGUCAGAUGAUAAAUCUCAUGCCAUGAUUUCCCUGUCUGGUGUGCUAGUUUGUCUAGAAAUAGUAUUUGUUGUUAAAAUGUGGGUGCAUCCAUGUAUUUGUUGCUUUUGUACAUGAUAUUAUUAUAUGAAGGUGACAAGAAGCCCUGGUGGAUAAUUUUUGUAUCAGUGUUUGGUCUUCUGUUCAUCUCGGGGAAUUGUGUGGAAAUCUGUGUGGUUGUAAUCAUCAUGGCAUCAGGACUAAUAUAACUGGUUCCUUA